Molecule: messenger RNA, 1555 nt
Organism: Symphalangus syndactylus (siamang)
Lineage: Eukaryota; Metazoa; Chordata; Mammalia; Primates; Hylobatidae
Product: keratin, type I cytoskeletal 17-like
Biological process (GO): epithelial cell differentiation; intermediate filament organization
Cellular component (GO): cytoskeleton
Molecular function (GO): structural molecule activity
Source: RefSeq, a predicted model, not a curated record
GGCAAGCACUUCUCCAUCCUCCAGCAUCUCAGGCCUGCCCUUCUCCUGUGUGCCUGCCUCCUGCUGCCACCACCAUGACCACCACCAUCGGCCAGUUCACCUCCUCCAGCUCCAUCAGGGGCUCCUCCGGCCUGGGGGACAGCUUCUCCCACAACUCCUGCCGGCUGUCUGGCGGCCUGGGUGCCGGCUCCGGCAGGCUGGGAUCUGCUGGAGGCCUGGGCAGCGCCCUUGGGGGUAGCAGCUACUCCAGCUGCUACAGCUUUGGCUCUGGCGGUGGCUAUGGCAGCAGCUUUGGGGGCAUUGAUGGGCUGCUGGCCGGAGGUGAGAAGACCACCAUGCAGAACCUCAAUGACCGCCUGGCCUCCUACCUGGACAAGGUGCGCGCCCUGGAGGAGGCCAACACUGAGCUGCAGAUUAAGAUCCGUGACUGGUACCAGAGGCAGGCCCUGGGGCCCACCCGUGACUACAGCCAGUACUACAAGACAAUGGAGCUGCAGAACGAGAUCCUCACAGCCACCGUGGACAAUGCCAACAUCCUGCUACAGAUUGACAAUGCCCAUCUGGCUGCUGCUGACUUCCGCACCAAGUUUGAGACAGAGCAGGCCCUGCGCCUGAGUGUGGAGGCCGACAUCAGUGGCCUGCGCAGGGUGCUGGAUGAGCUGACCCUGGCCAGAGCCGACCUGGAGAUGCACAUUGAGAACCUCAAGGAGGAGCUGGCCUACCUGAAGAAGAACCACGAGGAGGAGAUGAACGCCCUGUGAGGCCAGGUGGGCGGUGAGAUCAAUAUGGAGAUGGACGCUGCCCCAGGCGUGGACCUGAGCCGCAUCCUGAACGAGAUUCGUGAUCAGUAUGAGGAGAUGGCAGAGAAGAAACGCAAGGAUGCCGAGGAUUGGUUCUUCAGCAAGACAGAGGAGCUGAACCACGAGGUGGUUGCCAACAGCGAGCUGGUGCAGAGCGUCAAGAGCGAGAUUUUGGAGCUCCGGCGCACCAUGCAGGCCUUGGAGAUCGAGCUGCAGUCCCAGCUCAGCAUGAAAGCAUCCCUGGAGGGCAACCUGGCGGAGACAGGGAACCGCUACUGCAUGCAGCUGUCCCAGAUCCAGGGGCUGAUCGGCAGCGUGGAGGAGCAGCUGGCCCAGCUUCGCUGCGAGAUGGAGCAGCAGCACCAGGAGUACAAGAUCCUCCUGGACGUGAAUACGUGGCUGGAGCAGGAGAUCGCCCCCUACCGCCACCUGCUGGAGGGCGAGGAUGCCUGGUGCGGUGGAGGCUUGCCUCUUGCAUCAGCUGAGAUGCGGUGCCACUGGCUUCCUGCGCAGUGACAAGAUGGCAGCCCUGUUCACCAAGGUGGGGAAGACGUGCCCAGUGGCAGGGGAGAUUUGCCACAAGGUAAAGGAGCUGCAGCAACAAGCAGAGGGCAGGUGAGCCCUGGGCCAGCCCCUUCUUCCCUCCUUUCAGCUCUUCCCACUUGGCAAUUGCUACUUCCUAGGACAGCCCAUCGGAAAGUUGGCAUCCUGGGCCUGUUCCUUGCAGGGCCUCUGGGUGAGGGAUCAGCCUGAGG